AUUGGUUGCCACACAGCUACUAGUUUAGCAAAACAACGGGUCUGUUCUUCCGCGUCCCCUGCCACGUGACCACGGCGUAAUACAGUUGCCUUUAGUACCCUCGGAAAUAUGUGUUUUAUGAUUGGAACGCUUAGAUAACCAACAGGGUGCGUGCCUGCUCUGGUGCGUUCUCGUGCCUGUGCGUAAUAACGUAUCCAUCCUCCAGCGUUUCUCAUCCCCUCCUCUCUCCUGUCACAUCUGGAUCUGGCUUCUCUCCUCAGCACCACUCAGCGCAGCGGGAGAGAGAGAGAGAGAGAGAGAGAGAGAGAGAGCGAGGAGGACGACCGGAGAGGCUGAGGCUGGCUCGGUCGGUGCAACCUCAUCCACAAGCCACUCAUCCACGGGCAGAAUCAAGGAGAGGAGAGCAGAAGAACACCUCUCAUUCGCACUCACGGAUAUUUUUGCAUCUCGGUUGUCCUCCAUCCGUCAGUCCAGCUCCCUUUUUCAUCUCCUUCUCUUUUCUCCUCUCGCCCUAUGAUAUGAUGAGCUCCAGCCUGCUCGAAAACCCAGUGCAGGCGAUUCUGUACCUGCGGGAGCUCACCACCAUCGUCCAGAACCAGCAGAGUCUCAUUCAAACACAGCGCGCACGGAUAGAGGAGCUGGACCGGCGGGUGGACGAGCUCAUCGGCGAAAAUAGGCACCUUCGGGACGUCAGGGUACAACAGCAGCAUCCUUACCAUCACCACCAUCACCAUCAAUAUCACCUGGACCCCAGUUGCCUUCAUCACCAUCACCAUCCUCAGGAUCCCCAGUCCAAGACUCGCGCAGGGUCCGUGCCAGACCAUGCGACUGCACCAGCACAGGUCGAGGCGGCACCGGGGGUCCAACCAUUGCCUCCUCAACCUAUGGACCCGGGGGACAUGCAGCUCGUUCCUGCCGAUCCAUCGACGGUCUCUCCGGUUGAAAGUGAUCCGGAAAACGAUUCAAGUUGUCCCAGCUGCCGCUCCUUGGUUCCGAUGACCCCCACAACCCUCUGUCGAUCCUUGACCCUGGCAAGGAAAUCCGAGAGUGAGACCGUGCUGCAUCAGUUCUGCUGUCCCGCCCCUGAGCACCCGGAGGCGGACGCCACAGGCCUGUCCAGCGGUCGAAUGCUCAGCCUGGAGGACGGACCGUCCAUCGGCGGCGGGCAGGAAGUAGAGGGCACCAAGAGGGAGGGCCCCAGCGAGUACGAGAUCUCUCUGGAGAAUAAGAACAAACAGAUAGAGGAGCUGGAGCAGAAGUACGGGGGGCACCUGAUCGCGAGGCGAGCCGCCCGCCGCAUCCAAACGGCGUUCCGGCAGUACCAGCUCAGCAAGAACUUCCAGAAGAUCCGCAACUCGCUGUCGGAGAGCAAGCUGCCGCGCCGGAUCUCCCUGCGCCACCCGAGCCCCUCGGGCCGCAGCCGCAACGCGGCCCAGAGGCACAGCUACAGUCUGCACCCGGGGGGGGGGCAGGUCCCGCUGCGCUCCAAGACGCCCCCCCCCCCCCCCUGCCGCUCCACCUCCCUGCCGCCGUCCCCGGCGGCCGCCCCGGCGGCGCCGCCCUCCCCCGCUUCCACCGCGGCGCCGCCUCAGACCCCCGGGCCCACGCUCACACAGCUGGAGGACUGCUUUUCAGAACAGCUGCAUUCUUUGGCCCAAUCAAUCGACGAAGCCCUUCGCGGUUGGAGCUUGUCAGAGGGUGGAGAGGGGAAGGGGCUGUUGAUGGACCCCGGGGCCCUUCGCGCGGCUGCCGAGAGCGCGUGCAUGCCUCGAAGCGCCAGCUCGCUGCUCAUGGCCUUCAGGGACGUCACGGUUCACAUCGACAGCAACAGCUCCUACACCAUCUCCUCAGCCACCACCACCACCACCACCUCCCUGGGCAACGCAGGCGGCGGCGAGCCGGGGAGCAGGAAGACGUCCGUGAGCGGGACGGCCGGGGGGGACGGGCUGUCGGCGGAGGAGCCGGAGUUCCCGGCGCCGCCGCCCAGCGAGGAGCUGGAAAUGGUGGAUCCGGGAUCGAGGAGAGGCUCCGCGGUGCCGGCUCCGGGAGGAGGCGGGAUGGAGGCCGAGAGCGCCUCCGACAGGCUGGGCUCCACCUCCACAUCUACCUCUACUUCCACGUCCAUCUCCACCUCCACCCAGUCCAACCAGCCCGCCCAGAUUUACACACAGUACCAGCAGUACCACUACACUCAUCCUCAGCAGAUCCCCGGGGGGCCGAGCCCCGAGGCCCUGCAGGCCCUGGUCGUCUCGCUGCCGAGGGACCGCUGCCAGGACCCAGCCUCCUGUCGCUCACCGACGCUGUCCACGGACACACACCGCAAACGCCUCUAUCGGAUAGGACUCAACCUCUUUAAUGUGAACCCCGAGAGAGGGAUCCACUUCCUGAUCACGCGCGGGUUCGUCCCGGACACGGCCAUCGGGGUGGCUCACUUCCUGCUGCAGAGGAAGGGCCUGAGCCGCCAGAUGAUCGGAGAGUUCCUGGGAAACAGCAAGCUGCAGUUCAACAGAGACGUCCUUGACUGCGUCGUGGACGAGAUGGAUUUCUCGGGGAUGGAGCUCGACGAGGCCCUGAGAAAGUUCCAGGCGCACGUCCGCGUGCAGGGAGAGGCGCAGAAAGUGGAAAGACUCAUCGAAGCCUUCAGCCAGAGGUACUGUAUGUGUAAUCCAGAUGUGGUCCAGCAGUUCCACAACCCUGACACCAUCUUCAUUCUGGCCUUUGCUGUUGUCCUCCUUAACACCGACAUGUACUCACCCAACAUCAAACCCCAGCGCAAAAUGGGCCUUGAUGAUUUCAUACGCAACCUAAGAGGUGUGGACGAUGGCGCAGACAUCCCCAGAGACAUGGUGGCAGGCAUCUACGAGCGGAUCCAGCAGCGAGAGCUGCGCUCCAACGAAGACCACGUCACCUACGUGAGCCGCGUGGAGCAGUCCAUCCUGGGGCUGAAGACGAUCCUGGCCGUGCCUCACAGACGUCUGGUGUGCUGCUGCCGUCUGUUCGAGGUGCCCGACGCCAACAAGCCUCACAAACAGAAGCUGUCCCAGCUGCAGAGGGAGGUCUUCCUCUUCAAUGACCUGCUGCUGAUCCUCAAAAUGUGUCCCAAGAAGAAGAGCUCGGCUUCAUACACCUUCUGCAAAGCCAUGGGUCUCCUGGGAAUGCAGUUUCACCUCUUCAGCAACGAAUACUAUGCCCACGGCAUCACCAUGCUGAGUCCGUUUACCUCGGAGAAGAAGCAGCUGGUGAGCUUCUGCUCCCCGAGCGGGGAAGAGCUCAGGAAGUUCGCCGAGGAGCUGCGAGAGGCAAUCGCAGAGGUCAACGAAAUGGAGCAGAUACACAUCCAGUGGGAACUGGAGAGGCAGCAGGGCAUUCAGCCACAUGGCAUACACACCAAUGGUGGGCAAGUGGACGCACACACAGGACGCGGCUCCCCCUCAGGGCAACAGGACGCGUACGAUAAAACCGGCAACAACACUGUAGAGGUGUCAAUUCACAACAGGCUGCAGACCUAUCAGCUGAGCCAGCCCACCGCUGAGUCCACGGCCCUGGCCCUGGCGGCGCCGCCCGCCCUGCUCAGCUCCGUCCAGCCGGGGGAGCUCCGCCCAGAAACGCUCAUCCAGUGCCAGCAAAUAGUCAAGGUGAUCGUGGUGGACCAGAGCGGGCGGGGGCGCAUGGAGGCCUUCCUCAGCCAAGGCCCGGCCGCCCACCAGCUCAUCCAGUCGGCGCUGUCCACGCCCGUGCGCGUCCGCGAGGGCGACGGCCCCCAGCCGCCCCUGCCGCCUCCCCCGCCUCCCUACAACCACCCCCACCAGUUCUGUCCCCCGGACUCACCCAUGCCGCUCCACCACACCAUGCCGCUCACCCGCCGCCGCAACUCCAGCGGCUCCCGCAGCAUCGUGUGAGACGCCGAGGCCCACAUUUAAGCAGUAGGCGGCUCACUUUGAACAGUGAGAAAAGGAGAGAAAAGACGGGGAGUCGCAGCAGCAGCAGAACUAUCUCGACGGAGCUGUUCUUUUUGAACACGCAGUGGGUUUGAUGUCAUUUCUGAAAGACAAGUUCUCUUUUGAUUUCGUCUUCAAAUUGUCGCCCAGUAGCCAAUGGUGUUGUCUGUCUAGAUUUCACACUCCGUGAGAGAUGUUGUGCGUUUGCAUUUUUAAAUGUCACCUGUCCAACAAAGGUAUCUGAGCUACGACUGUGAAAUGUCAGAAAAGCAGCCGCGGAAGGAAGGAUAGCGUGAAAUACGAAGGACGGGAAAGGUGGAUUCCUUUUUUAUAAUAUCUAAGCGCUGAGCUUAAAUGUAGAUUAGGCAAAGUUGGACAAAACAAUUGCUGAGAAACGUGCACAUCGAGUUUUUUCUCAUCUUUGAAAAAAAUGGGCAACAAAAAUAUCAUUUUACUGCUAAAGUAAUAAUGAGUAUCUGUAUUGGAGAAGGCAAAGGUAACAAGCGCUCAUAUCCAUCUCCUGUCAUGUAUCUGUAUAGAACAGUGUAGCAAGCCAAAGCCUUGCCACUCACGCAAAGUCUAUUUCAUAUCCUGACAAUCAUAUUUCUUUGUGCUUUAUUGUUGUGUUGAUCCAAAACGUAUGUGAGCAAACAUCUCCACAGUAACUGAUUCUGUAGUGUUUUGCCCUCGCAGAGCUCAGGAAAGGAUUUGCUGCACUGGAACAUUUAAAACCUGCACCUCUGAGUGGAGCCGAGUGCUUGCGUGUUGAGUCUGCUUGCUCAUGGGCAGCAGUGAGCAGGGCUGGUUUCCUCCCAGACGAGGCUGAAGCCCCCCCCCCCCCCUGUACAUUUACUCCUAAUGACUUACCUAGUGUGAAUAUUGAUGUUACCUGUUGGAUUUAGGCAAUAUCUCCACUCUGAAGAUCAGUAGCUUUCGUUUAAAAAUGAGUGAAAAUUGCUCCGCACAGACUAGAUUCACAAAAAGCAUCACUCCCAUCUUGCAUAUGAUAUUUCUCCUCGCACACUGGAAAUGUUACAUAAGCAGAGACGCAGCCCUUUGAUAAAUCACGGGGUAAACUGAAGAUGUCCACGGAAUAAUUAUUGAUUUCAUGAGCCCGUCGUCCGUACGCUGUCGGCGGUUUCGCGCUUGAGCCAGUUUGUACAGCAGAUCACAAAUCUAACCAAGACACUGACCAUGUCUUGUACUUUUGCACCACAGAAUAUAUUGGAUAUACUGUAAAUAGAUAAUAUAGAUUUAUUCUGAGAAAGUGAUUGGUUUGCGCCGUGUGUGUAUCUACAUAUGUAUUUGUACAGAGAAGAUCUAGUUUAAAAGAAAAAAGCAUAAUAUAGAUAUUAUAGUUAUUAUUAUUCACAUUUAUUAUCAGGGGGUGUCCUAAAUCCUACUGCUACGAGAGAGGGGGAACAGGCAGCUUUUAUAGAACACGCUCCAGUUACCAUGGUAACACACAGAGAUUAUUACCGAUCCACAUUUGUCAUUCAAUUACCAUGUCAUAUUACUACAGGUUUAUUAGGAGAUAGCUGUGUCACCUGUAAAGGUGUGUAAAGGGCUAUGCUGUAUUGGUGAACACAUACAGUAAAAUGCAGGCUACACUUGCACACACAUACAGUAUAUAUAUAUAUAUAUAAUACAUAU
Messenger RNA from Betta splendens (Siamese fighting fish), 5591 nucleotides. It is a transcript of the gene iqsec3b, whose product is annotated as IQ motif and Sec7 domain ArfGEF 3b. Gene Ontology annotation, biological process: actin cytoskeleton organization; regulation of ARF protein signal transduction. Gene Ontology annotation, molecular function: protein binding; guanyl-nucleotide exchange factor activity. NCBI's taxonomy places the organism in Eukaryota, Metazoa, Chordata, Actinopteri, Anabantiformes, Osphronemidae. The record is from RefSeq and is a predicted model, not a curated record.